Eriocheir sinensis (Chinese mitten crab) is the source of this 4933-nucleotide messenger RNA. RefSeq names its product dynein light chain Tctex-type 1-like (gene Dlc90F). The record is from RefSeq and is a predicted model, not a curated record. Gene Ontology annotation, biological process: microtubule-based movement. The transcript is spliced from 3 exons. Gene Ontology annotation, molecular function: dynein intermediate chain binding. The coding region runs from base 135 to 476 and encodes 113 amino acids. Lineage: Eukaryota; Metazoa; Arthropoda; Malacostraca; Decapoda; Varunidae. Gene Ontology annotation, cellular component: cytoplasmic dynein complex; cytoplasm.
UUGAAGAAAGUAAGAAAAAAGGAAGUCGAGGCCGGGUCUGCGGGCGAGGACUCGGACGCCUUGUUGUGGUUGUCAGCUGGAGGGGACGGAGGCCAGACAUUCCUGCACAUUUUCCCCCCCGCCGCCCUAACGAGAUGGAGGACGUCAGCCAGAGCGAGGAGCAUCAGUUCGUGGUGGAUGAAGUGAGCACCAUCAUCAAGGAGAGCAUCGAGACAGUGAUCGGCGGCAACGCCUACACCAGCGCCAAGGUCAACAAUUGGACGUCGCAGGUGGUGGAGAAUGUGCUCGGGAACCUCUCCAAGCUCAACAAGGCCUUCAAGUACAUCGUGUCAUGCGUCAUCAUGCAGAAGAACGGAGCCGGCCUGCACACGGCCAGCUCCUGCUACUGGAACAACGACACGGACGGCUCCUGCACCGUGCGUUGGGAAAACAAGACCAUGUACUGCAUCGUCUCCGUCUUUGGACUGGCGCUCUAGGGUGGCGGCUGCUGAUAUAAGACUAUCACCAAUGUUGUAGUCCAGCUUUUUCUUCUCAUUUUCAACUUUAUCUGUGUUGCAUUGAUCGUCAAAGUGGUGCUGCAGUGACCUUGGCCGCUAGUAUCACUUUGUCUUGUUUGGGUUUUCUCUUCAUUUUUAAUUAUUAUUAUUAUAAGAGACAAAGCAGGUAGAGAGGGAGGAGUGUGGACAGUAUAAGCUGCUAGUUCAGCAUCCCCUAAACUUUAUGAUGCGUUACUUCCGUUCUUGGUCUGGUGGUCUUACUUUUAGUUUUUCUUUCUCUCUACAGUAAUAUUAGAAUGUAGCUGCCACCAUAUAUAUAUUUUUACAUUAAUCUUUUUUCUUCAACUCCCAAGAAAGCCAUAAUUUUUUCUUUUUGUUUGUUUUGUUUCCCCUUCACGACAUUUUUCUCCAGACUAAACUAUCCCUGGGGUUAUGGAAGCCAUUAUGUUUUUUUAAGAAGCAGUUUGACUUGGCCCCAUUUUGCUUUCCUUUCAUUGUCUUUCUUCUGCCUUCCAUUCUUUGUCUUUCCUUUUUCUGGAGACAAGUAAGUAAUCAGCUCUAUUUCUUCCCUUUUCUUUCAAAUAUUUUCAUCGGAGAUUCCUUUCUGUGUGUGUGUGUUUGUGUGUGUGUGUUCCAAUCAGCUGUUCUCUGUUAGAUUUCCGGUGAGGUCUCAUUACUCUUCCCAGCACUCUUCAUAAUAAUCAACCUGCAUUCACAGAUCAAUUUGGCCAAAGGAUAUUAUUUACAAAUCUGUCCAUUUAGGUGGUUAAGGACGGGCGUAUGAACAUGUGUGCGCAUCUGUGUGUGUGUUUGUAUGUGAGGGUUUGGGGAGGAGACUGUAUAAAAUAAAAGUUAAUAAGAUAAGAGAUGCAGUAUAGUUUUGGGGUCACAGUGAAUUUCCUCCUUGACACCCAUUGACCUAACAUCUGACCCAAGUCUUCUAGGGUCAGGAAAGAUCACCAGUAAAUUUCCUCCUUAACUGACCUUAUGUGACCUGACUGGAAUCUUGUACAUCUAGUCUUGUGAUCACAGUAAAAUUCUUCCUUAACUGACCAGAAUUGAAUCUUUUGUAUUUAGAGUUUUGGGGUCACAGUGAUCUCUUUAUGUCCACUGACUUGUCCUUGGUGAAGCAGACAGGUUAAGGGGUGACCAUUCAAAUCCACAAGUUUAACAUCAUCAGAAUAUCAUCACUUCGUAAACAAAGCGCCUAACUCACUAUUUUCUACUUUUCAGGAGAUCAAAAAAGAACUGUCAUUAUCUCAUUUGGCUUAAGAGUUAGGCAGAAAUGAAAAGGCCAAUUCUAGAACACACAAACCCUGAAUGACGAAGGCAACUAUACAGAAAUGGGCGUCACAUGAUGGAAAUUUGAUGUAGACAAAAACCUGAAAAUCACUGAAAAAUGGCAGGCGAUUAUUUUAUUAGGGUGACGAUAUGUUAGGUCUGGCUGGGUGCCUCUUCAAAACUCAAAAUCUAAUGGUCUACUUAGGGCAGGGCAGGUCAUUUCCAUCGGUCAUUUUUUCUGUGGUUUAGGAAGAACAAUAAAGUAAGGAAGGAAGGAAGGGACAUAUGACCAAAAGUGGCGUUUUCUGACUUAUGUUACUAAUUUUUCAUUGUGGUUUAUGAGAAUAUAUAAAAGUGAAAGGAGGAAUGAUAAUAUAACUCUUGUGGACUGUGACUUGCCUUACUGAUAUUUGAGGUACAAGAGGAGAAUAAUAUAUAAAAGUAAAAGGAGGAAUGAUGACAUAACUGUGACGCAUUGUGACUUGCCUUACAAUAGUUGCUAGGUAUAUUUUACUAAAGGUCGGUGUAUGUCGACAUCUCUUAAUGAAGUUUGAAAUGAAUUCAAAAGGAGCAUCGGAGUUGAGUUGCCUUGUUUAAGUUAUAUACUGAUACUGUUGUCUUUGUUAAGGCUCCUGAAAAUAUCCUUGUUUAUAGUUAUUCGUUAAUAUAUCCGUCGCCUUGGAAGUUUUGUUGUUGUUAAUAUUUCUGCAACGUUGAUUUCUCAUGUGUGAUUUUGAAAUAUUCUUAGAGCCAAACGUCCUCAGCUCAGAGUAUUCAGGGGACGCCUGUGUCGGAAAUGUUAAGAGAAAGUUAUAUGUGUGUGAAUAACCAAUGUUACUCUUUUUUACUCUCACAAUCUGUCUAAUGGAAAGGUUAUUUUUUCUAUGGGAGAUAUAGUCUGGCUUAACCAUGUAGAUAUACUCAAAAACAUAAUUUAGUUUGCUUGUCCAGAAUUACUUGUAGGUAUGCAGUGUUUGGGAAGGUGCAUGAAUACUGCUGUGCACUGGUCCACACAGCAUUGCUAGUGGAUAUAUAUUUAUCUCAUCAUGUCUGCUAGAGAAGAUAUUAAUGCCAAAGCUGCAUUUUACACACUAGAGCUCUAAGGCCUUCACACUCAUUCAUAUAUUUUUGAAGUAUUUACCAUAGGUAGGUAUAAUGGUGAUAGUCAGUGAGGGAUGAAGUUCAUUAUAUUUCAUUGCUUGAGUUUCAUUUUGCACGUAAUUUUAACUUCCUCUCACAUGAUUAGUAUAUUUUGGGCUAUUAAAAAUGAAGCAGGUGGUGGCUAUGCAAUGAAAUUCAUCACACACAUCAUUGUCGGGUUGGCACAUUGAUGAGACAGUGUUAUGAAUUCAUUAUAAAUUAAUAUUAGUCACUGAAGAAGAUGGCGAUGCUCAGUUUACAGUUACACAUGUAUCACCUUUAGGGAUUUACUUGGCAAACACACAGUCAUGAAUAUCUCUUACACUAGUCCGUGCUUUACUUGAGAAAAUAAUGGUGGGCCAAAGGAUGCUCCUGAUGAUGAUGGUGAUGCCCUACAUCCCAUAAUACAGCAAGUGGCCACCAGUACAGGCAACUGCCAACCAAUGAUCUUGAAGUUUUCCUACCAAAAGGCCAAACACUUACGAUUCCCUAAAAUAGACAAUACAAUCUGUCUGUGACUGGCGGAACAAUCACAUGAUAACUAUGCUGCACAGUGGUGGCGCGGUCAAUUGAUCACCAUGCCAAACUGAAGAACACUCCCUACCCAUGUCACACUCAACUUACUUCUGCAGUUGAGCGUGUGCAAUGCUUUACUAGCUGACAAGUUUUUAUAUUUAAUGUUUUUUAUUUUAUUUUAUUAUUUUUUUUUUACGUUGCUGCCUAUUGCGCCGGUAGGCAUCUUCCCGAUGGGGCCUGAUGGUCGGCCCAAGGCUUCUUCCAGGUGGGGCCUGAUUGUCGGCCCAGCCCGUUCUGGCGCAGGCGAGUGUUUAUAGUGGCGCCAUCUUGCAUUGCAUUGCAAGUAAACACUUAUGAGUUUGUUGUGACCCUCUUUUAUGACUAGCUUUAGCGGGUAGGAUCGAUUGAUAUAUCAUCAAUUUGAAAAACGUGACCCAAUCACAUAGCAAGGGAUGCCUGCACUCCAGUCAGCAGAUGCCUUCCUUGUGUCACUGAUGUCUCCGAGGCAUCACCAGAUUAACAAGUAGACUAAUGUAAACAUACGUUAACACAUCAUAUAGAACAAGGCUCAUUAAUAUCAUGUAUGCUACUACAUCCUAAAAAGUUUGCCUUUCACUUCAUCACAAGAUGAACGUGAACUAGGAAUGCAACACAGAGUUCACCAAUUCACAAGCACCAUUCCAAUUGGUUCUCAUAACAAGAAAACAACAGAAAGUUGAGGUGAGGUGUGAAAAUGAAAUACAAUUUCAAAAUAGAUGCUGAUAAUUUUUUUAUUUUUGACACCAUUUUCAUUCCUCAGUUUAAUUUUUCCUGUGUACUAGGUAAUUCUUUCUGAUGGCACAGUUGGAGUGGUGUGUGUGAACUGGUAAAUGUACCCUAUAAAAAUUACCUUAAAAGUACUUCCUUCAAUUUGUCUUUCCAAGUCUUUGGCUCCAAGGCACUCAUUGGUUUGUACUUGUCUUUAUCAUCACCUCUCUCUGGGUCAAGUGUUGUCCCCUUGCCAAGUGUUUGCUGUGCGCCCCAGGACCACGGGAGUGACACAGCCCGUGCUUGUUGGUCCCAUGGCUCAGCUGUUGCCAAGGAAAGGUCAUCAUGUUGGUGUGGUGUGUCAAACAGAAAGAGUCAUGUUCACAGUCAUUAUCAUAUGAAGUGAGUGGCUGUUGUCAACACCUGCCUGUGGCUUUAAAUUAUUGUCAUUAUUAUUAUUGAUUGAUUGAUUGAUUAUUAUUAUAUAUUAUUCAGUUAAAUUUUCCACUGAAUAUGUCAAGGCAGUUAUCUGAUUUGAUGAGUUCAACAAGUGUGUGCGUGUGUGUGUGUGCAGAUACUGACCUUGACUGAUCUGCAUCUGUGCCAGGAUGAACAUGUGAUCCUGAUGUGUUAAUGUGACAUUUUAUUUAUUUUGUGAGUAGUUUUUAUUGGAUUGGCAAUGACACAUGCUAUUGCUAUUAUUCAUAAUUUUUAUUAUUAUUAUCAUUACUAAUAAAACAGAAAUUACAUAG